AUGAAGUUAGCCAGUCAUCUCCUCGCUAACGGUACAUGCUUCGCAUACUUUGUUCCCUUUGUCAGAGUGUGGAACGAUUCAGUUCCCCAUAAUAGUGCUGCACAAGACGCCACAGCGUUUGCAAUCCAGUAUGCAUAUCCAAUAUCUCAAUGGCAACAAACUGUGACGAACAUCUUGGAUGCUGUCGAUGAACCAAACACUCUAUGGCCGUAUCAUACACUUUCUGGUCCUCUAAAUCGCACGAUAGUCGGCCCAAAUCCAGACACGUUGUACAUUUGGGUGGCUGCCGACUUAUCACAUGAAGACCUCCCUUUUUACGAUAUACUGACCGAUCUCAUUUAUGGCAACAAUUUUGCCGAGAUGUCAAUCAAUGAGAACUCACCACCGGGGAACUAUUUGAUCAGACGUGCAGAUGAUGCCCUUGUUCAGCCAGGAAUCGAAUACACCACCGCGGCUGAACCAUCCAGCUACAAAGGUGUGAUAUCUUAUGCCACAACCUAUGGUACAAUGCUCGGUCGCAUCCUCGUACGCCAAAACACCACGCAAGAUAUUGCGACCAUACGCAGCUACCAAGAUCAGACUUUCCUUAAAACGAUUCCUCGUGAUACAUCUCAGCCUUUCACAGCACAAGCACCUAGAGUCUCACGCGCUCUCAUCGACACUUCGAACGCCACCGAUAGAGUCACGGGCUAUCUAGACCUGCUGGCCAAGAUUGCGUCCAAACUUGGCCUUGCUGGCAUUGUAGAUGGAGUCUACUCUCCACCUCGCACGGUUAACCUGGCUGCUUCUACCAUUGCAGCAAACGUCAGCAUCUCAGCGGCUUACUCCCAAAAUCUAAUUGAUGUCGGCAACAACUGGGUCAUACCCAAGGUUAGAUGCCAAGGCAUCUUCGGCGUCCAAUACGGCUGUCGUGCCUACCGCGCACUCCGCGGUUAUCUUGGCCUGCCCCUGAUCAAGUCGAUCGGGUUCUGGAGUUUGACUGUGUAUGGGGCGGACCAGUAUCUAGUGCCCAAUGAGCUGGGUAGGUACGUCAUCGGGGACCGAAGUACGCAGUUGAAGUAUGAGAAUGGAUGCUUGGUGUAUGCUGACGAUGGUGCGAAUCCGGCGAACGAGACUGCGCAUGGGAGAUUCCAGCUUCUAUUACAACCUGCUGAUGUUCCUCCACCGGAUAACUGGACUAGCAACUGGCUUCCGACUCCAGCGGGCGGUGGUAAGCUUCUGUACUCAGUACGGUUCUACUCACCAGCAGAGACCUUCACAGAUGGGGAAAACGUGUUUCCAAUUGUUGAAACUAUUGACGCAAUCAAGGGUUGA
Alternaria rosae is the source of this 1314-nucleotide messenger RNA. RefSeq lists its product as uncharacterized. The transcript has 7 exons. NCBI's taxonomy places the organism in Eukaryota, Fungi, Ascomycota, Dothideomycetes, Pleosporales, Pleosporaceae. The coding region runs from base 1 to 1314 and encodes 437 amino acids. The record is from RefSeq and is a predicted model, not a curated record.